AUGAGGAGAGGAAAGGAAGAGGAAGGGAUUGAAGGGGCAAGGGAGAGGAAGCGCAAAGAAAGAGCAGUAAGAGAGAGGAUCUGCAAAGAAACGAAGGGAGGCAAGGAAGUGAAAAGACAAAGAAGUGAGGAAAAGGAAGUGCAAAGAAACCAAUAUGAGGAAGAGGAUGAUGAAGUUAUGUUGCUUGGCGAUGACAUUGGCGAGAGCACGGAGGGGACAAAGGUUGAGUUUACUCUCGGGGACAUUGAUUUGGAUCAACCUCUAUGCUAUGCUAUCUCAGUUGAACGUUUGGUUGAAUGA
Molecule: messenger RNA, 300 nt
Organism: Prunus armeniaca (apricot)
Lineage: Eukaryota; Viridiplantae; Streptophyta; Magnoliopsida; Rosales; Rosaceae
Source: the annotation of a GenBank genome assembly